Linum trigynum is the source of this 5728-nucleotide messenger RNA. NCBI's taxonomy places the organism in Eukaryota, Viridiplantae, Streptophyta, Magnoliopsida, Malpighiales, Linaceae. The record is from the annotation of a GenBank genome assembly.
UUACUGUAUCACUUUCUAUCUUCUAGCGCAUAUCAAAGCCUUUGCAAGAAACCUUUUCCACCCCACUGGUUUCUCUCACCGGUUCUUCCCAAAAUCCCGCUGACGACCAUGCCUCUUACCCACCAGCCGCACGCUACUGCUGCGCUUGCCCCUUAUUGCAGCUGUCAUACUAUCCUUCCAUCAAUUCCCUGCAACACGCUGCCGCUGAGUAUGUUAUAGAGUGUUAUAAGAUCCAACAUAACCUUCUCCCAACAACUCGAGUUAUUGGGAGCAAUUGGUUAAUGACAUGGUAUCAGAGUCUGGUUAGGCUGAAGAGCCUAGUUCCUCUCUCAGUACGACAUAGGUCGAGUAUGGGCCGACACUAUGCCCGAGAGACGGUCCUAGAUGUGCAUAUCAGGCGGUCCGGACGCAGAUACACAUGUGUUGCACCGUUGUGGGGGACCUCGACAGGCUGAAGAUGCAGCGGCCGAGAAUGCCGUUCAACCGAGCAACUAACGCUAGCGAGAGCGUAGGGUGAAGGUCGAUUGAGGUACAAACGCUGGAAGUAGCGUAGGGUGAAGCUCGACUGAGGUAUUAGCGCAGCAGAAUCAAAGAGUGAAGGUUGAUGUCGAGGGGCGAAGCGGUAUGUGCGCGGGGCACAACAGGCUAGCGCGAGGACGUGACCGGAGCUUGUCCAUCAUAGGAUGGUAUCGUAUGCGGACGCCCACAAUCGGUUCGAGUGUUGCAAUACAUGCUGCGGAGAGAAGCAUUCUUCACCAGCACGAGGACGUGCUGCAUUAUGAGUGGUGGAGAAUGUCACAACCCGAAAUGUCAUGACCGUGUUGAUCGUCUGAAGAACGCUGCCAUAUGGUUGUCUUGCCAUGAGAAGGGUAAAGGGGGCGACAUUAGCAAUAAGGCGUUGUCUGCCUGUGCAUCGCAUCUGACCGAGUCAAGAUGUGGCUAUGAAGGGGAUCGUUGCAAGAGAAAGCACAACUGGUCGGAGGCUAUUGUCGUCUCCCUGAUGAGCCCAAUGCAGGGCGAAACCAGGUGGCAUGCGUAUGCAGAGAGGCUGGUCUUGAAAAAUGAGUGCACCUCAAGACGCCGCACGGACUUCGGAAGGCCUCUACAGUCUGCACUCAAUCGGUACAGCUCUCAACCAAUUGCUUGCUUUCCCUGCAACAGACCACAAUCAAGCUCGCCAGAACAAGUAAAUAGGAUUCAUGGCCCAGUGCCGUGCACAAGCAAUAAUAGCGAUCCAAAAAUCCGAAAGGGGAAAGAAAGCGCAAAAGGAUGGCAAGGCGUGGAAGCGGCAGUAAUUACACUAAACUUGGGGCCAGCUUUCUGUAGUCCUUAAUUAUCAUAAAUGGUCACAAACCUAUUCACUUUGUACAAAACGGUCACAAUUCUUUAAUUUUGCACGUUUUGGCAAAACAAAUUUGAGUGAAUAACAAAUUGGUCAAUCCAUCCACUUCCGUUCAAAACUAUGGGGUCGUUUGCUUCAAGGAUUUGGUACAUGGAUUUGGUACCAAAAAACCAACUAUCAAGGAUUUAGGUACAAUCCGUUGUUUGCUUGCACCUUUUUUGGAGACCAAAUCCGUGGUGCCCACGGAUUUUAAGGGUCCAAAUCCGUGGACCCCAUGGACUUAUAAAUCCCACAUGUUGAUGUGGGAUUUGGAAUAUGACAUAAAUCCUUGAUGAGAUUUUACCCAUAUACCCUCAUGCACUUUUAAUAUUCCAAGGUUGCCCUCAAAUUUAACUAUUAUACAUUAUAAUUAACAAUAAAUGAAUAAUAUAAACGUUCAAUUAAUGUGCAAACAUGAGUUAGAUUUUUUAUAUCAUUUCUUGUGUUCUAGUUUUCUUUGACCUUUUCAUGAAACGUGUAAUUCUUUGUUCUCCCGAUUCUAAUAUAUGUUGUUAUAUGUUACUUUUGAAAAGGAGGACAAAGAAUUGGUAAUUGAUUAUGUUACGUUAAAAGUUAAAACUGAAUUUUCUCGUUUAUUAUUAUUGUCCAUGUGGCAACAUUAUGCUUAUUAGUAUGUAUUGUCCUUGUUUUGUGUACAUAUCAUAAACAUGUCAAACAUAUAGAAAAUGAUAGUAAGGUAAUUUUGAAGUUUUGUCAUUGUUUUGUGUACAUAUCAUAAACAUGUCAAACAUAUAGAAAAGGGCAGUAAUGUAAUUUUUGACUUCAAGUAGUUUAUCCCACACCUUUAAAUCCAUGAUAAAAACAUCCCAACAAACAAAGGAUUGUUACAAAUCCAUGAUGCCUCAAAUCCUUGAUAAAUCCUUGGAUUUUUAAAUUACAAAACCAUCAUUUUUAAAUCCAUGAAACAAAUGACCCCUAUGUUACUUCUUACCCAACCAGCAUGACAUAUCAUUAAAAAUAUUAAUAAAAAAAUUAUUUAAUCAUUCCAAUUAACCCGCACAACCCAACCGGUUUAGUAGCUCUGUAGCACCGUGCCGUACCCUAAUACCCACCGCUUCCCGACUUCGAGAAUGUCGGAGACAACAGAAAGGUCGGGCGGAGCGGGAGAGCGGAGCGACCACAUUCUCCUCUUCGCCGGCGACCAGUCCCUCCAGAGACCCUCCGAGAUGGGUAUCUCCACCGCUGGCGAAUACACAAAUCCCCGGUACGGCAAGAAUCGGACUGCUGGUGAUAGGUUUUAACCUAGUUUUUUUCUUAUCCGAUUCUGGGAUGCGGACGGGAGAAGGAAAAAAGGGAAGGAGUCCCCGCCGACUUUGGGCUUCGCCGGCGAUAAAAGUGACGCCACCUACUAGGAUUUAGUGGUAAACUAUGUUUUUUGGGGUCAUUCAUUAAUCUUUUGGUUUGGGGAAUUUUGGGAGUUCUAUCUUUUAACCCAUUUUUGUUUGUGCUUUUUGUUUUAUUAAUCAACGAGGCAAAAAGAGAUGGUCUCUAAUGGCUAUUGGCUCCGGGCUCACCGACGACUGAGAAAGCACAGACUGGUCCGAGCACAACUUCGGUAAGAUUCUGCCCUUAUAUCUCCAUUAGAUUGAUGAUGAUGAUAGUUGAGUAACUCUAGUUACCAGCGAUUUUGCCUGUACUGGGAGUUCUGUGUAUUGACCAGCGGCGGAGACACCUGUCUCGAAGGGUCUCUGGAGGGACUGGUCACCGGCGAUGAGGAGUAUGUGGCCGGCCCGCGCAAGGAGGGGCUACCUGAUUCCAUGCAGGUGCAAGAAGCAUCGGCAAGGAGGGGCUACCUGAUUCCAUGCAGGUGCAGUCACUCGAAUAAACAGUUCAAACUUUGGCACUGCCAUCAAUGCAUUGUUUGACCUGUUAUCUUUUUGUCAUUUGUGAAGAAAUUCUGUCACCGAACACAAGAUCCUUCACCCAUAGAAAGCAUUACAAGUUCUAAGAAUCAUACAUUAUGCCUUUUGCGUACUUGAAUAUAAAUCGGUUAUACUAGAGCCAUGUGUUGUUGACUAGGGAUUGUGUGUGUAUACCCUCUGUGUUUGCUUAACUUACACCUUGGCAUGUUGAAUUUCAUUUCUGUACAAUUUUUGUCUUACAAGUUGUUGUCGCUUUUUGUUUCUGUUUUUGGAAACACUUCCGCAAUUCAAUGCGUUGUUAUUAAGAGGAUGAUGUUGUUGUGUAGGAAAGUAUAUCCUCUUUUGGAACAUUAAUCAAGAUUUUGUACACUACUUGAUAUCUUGAAAUUCUGUGGGUUGUUUGUGUGAUUCAAAUGAAAGGUGCAGUGAAGCUUUGGAAAGUUUAGUUAAUAUGUUGGAAGAGGAUUUUGUGGCUGAUAAUGUGACAAUAGUCGGUUCUCUUUCUUCUGUAUCAGGUUGUGUUUGAGUAAAGGUGAUGUUAUGCGGUGUUUCUUGAUGACUGGUGAGUGAGUUUCGUGUGGGUACGUAGAUGAGUAGUUAGUUGGUAUGUUGUCUGUUGAUUUUUUUAUACUUUUUACAAUUUGAGGUUAGUGCCAGAACUGGAUACAAGUCAAUUCCUCAUGCAGAAGAUCCUGGCAGAGGCUUUCAGGUUCUGGACACAACCUCUUUGUGGCAGUAUGAUGGUUGGAUUUCUUUCUGAUCCGGACCUGUACACAUUUGAGUCUUACAUUACAUGCAAUGUCUGAACUCUGAAGUAGCCUUCUUACUAACAGUGUUACAGCUUUCAUGUCAUACAAUUUCAACAGUUAAAGUAGAAGCACAGGUUCAGACAUUCAUUUCUCUACCGUUGGAGAGAGGAAAGAGAGCUUUAAAUUUUCCAGUCGUAAUUGGUAGGUUUCCUUUUUACUAGACCAGACAGUGGUUUCUUGCUAGCUUCGAAGUUCUGGUACUUCUCCCAUCACUGAUUCUGCUGCUGAUUCUGUUUUUUUUUUUCCAGAAUGAAUGAAAUGCAAAAGAAAAAGAAGCAGAAGGAAAGAUGAAUAGUUUUGGCGGUCUGGGCUAAGGAACUGGAGGUUGGGAUGGGGUUUUGAUGUGGGUAUAUUUUCUAUUACAGAAUGUAUGCAUGCUUUGAAAGAUAAAGUGCUAGCUGAUGGACUACCUGAAAUUUAUAGAAUGGCCCACAAUUUCUCCAUUAGCCAACCUAUCUUUCAUGUGGAAUAUUGGUUGAUCAUUGUGUGUAUUGCUUUGCCCCCGUCCCCAGUAGCAAGGUAUCUCUUGGGUAUAGUUUCAGUAUAGACUUUCAAAAGUAGUUAAGGAGGAGUUACAUGCAGUUUUAGUCAACUCUGUAGAGCGUAUGUUUAGCAGAGAAUCGUUAUGAUUGUAAGUUGUCUGGUAUAACAAGGAAUCAAGGAUGUCUAAGUUGUUAAACAAAAAAUAUGGUAGUGGAUUUCUACAUAUUAUUUCUAACUAAUUUCGUUAAUGUCAUAUUGCUUUUAAAUGUACUAAACACAACUAAAUCUCUCGCGGCGUAGCCGUGGGUAUUGAUACUAGUAUAUUUUAAUGUGGGCACACUAAUUAACUGGGGUCACAUGAUUGUAUCUAUAAUCAGCCUAGUCAGUUGCAAUAUUUCCCGGGUGUCUUUCAUCUGCCAAUCACUAACUUUUACUACUGAGGUAAUACCAGUUUAUCAAACUGUCCAAUGCAGUUCUCUUUUCUUGUGCCGAGAUCGGGACAUGGACUGAACAACAUAAGAUUAGUUCAUUAUCUGCAUUGGGUGUAGUCAAUUAGCAUCAUGCCAUUUAUGCUUCUUUUUUUUAUACUUUGGUAGCAUCUUUUAUGCAAUUAUGCUUCUCUGGUAGCCUAUCCUUAUAUUCUGAGGAACUGUAGCUUGAGCUAUUGAAAAUGGAUGCGAAAAGCCUUGGUGAGGAAUACGAGUCCUUUUUGUCUGAUAAAGCUGGGGAGUUGGAGUAUUUGCAGUCACUGGAACAGCAGAUUAAGAAACUUGAGGUAAAUGGUACUGCAAGCUUCUAUGCUGUUCUCUUGAACUACCACCAUUUUCCUGGGAUCACUGAUUUAUGUAAUGAAUGGCACUUAAACAGAGUACAAAUGUAGGUGUUUUCUUUAUCGUAACAGGGUUAACUCCCCUUGCGUGCAACUAGCAGUAUCCCUCAGCAACCAUUUUAUACCAAUUACCUAUCAGUACAUGCUCCGAGUGUAUUUUUUCCCAUAAAGCUUCACUGCCAACUACCAGCAGUAUCAAGAAGAAUAAUAUCUUCUUCCUGUUAAUGGUUGUUCUUCUCCUUGCAGGAUGUUACUCACACAGUCAAUUGUAUCUGUGGUUCAGAGUACAGAGUAGCAAUGGGCCUUUGUGCAUGACAUAGGCGAACAAAGAAAACAAUGGUAA